AUGAGUGUGGCUUCGGAUUUGCAAAUCGAAGGCUACACUCAGGGUACUGGCAAAUUUGAUCAAGGCCAGGAUAUAGGCUACGAGGAUCGUACAAUUGCCUAUAUGUCCCCGUAUACUUAUCCUGGCUCCAGCCUCGAAGACUGGCCCUGGUCCUACCCAGAUGGCUUCGCCCAGGCCACGAGCUCUACCUGGAACGAUGAUCAAGAACUGGACAACUCUACCCCCGAAGAAGUGGCAACAUCGACGCAUUCAAACAGCCCUUCCUUUGACCCUCCGGGCAGCCAGUCGGUCUUGACGCAGUCUGAGAAGACGGCAAAACAGCUUAGGAGAAAGGCGCAGAAUCGAGAGUCGCAACGAAACUUCCGCCGACGCAAGGAGCAAAGCCUUCGGCAGGCCAACGAAACCAUCGUCCAGCUGCAGAAUCAAUCGAAGGACCAGCAGCGGGAAAUCGUACGAUCGACUGGCUUGCUCCAACAAACUAGGAUUGAAGUCCAGACUUUGAGAUCUAUCCUCACACCGCGGAUGGCCGAAUCGAGCGGCGGAGCAGACUUCUACGACAAUACUUGGGCGACAGGCAAACCUUUGACAUGA
Molecule: messenger RNA, 591 nt
Organism: Zasmidium cellare ATCC 36951
Lineage: Eukaryota; Fungi; Ascomycota; Dothideomycetes; Mycosphaerellales; Mycosphaerellaceae
Exons: 3
Coding region: 1-591 (196 amino acids)
Biological process (GO): regulation of DNA-templated transcription
Molecular function (GO): DNA-binding transcription factor activity
Source: RefSeq, a predicted model, not a curated record